Molecule: messenger RNA, 4114 nt
Organism: Poeciliopsis prolifica (blackstripe livebearer)
Lineage: Eukaryota; Metazoa; Chordata; Actinopteri; Cyprinodontiformes; Poeciliidae
Product: solute carrier family 2, facilitated glucose transporter member 4-like
Exons: 11
Coding region: 259-1770 (503 amino acids)
Biological process (GO): monosaccharide transmembrane transport
Cellular component (GO): membrane
Molecular function (GO): hexose transmembrane transporter activity
Source: RefSeq, a predicted model, not a curated record
AAAGAGAAUGCCCGUUUGCGCACGGCGGUCACUCUAUCCGAGCUGGACGGACAACACAAACUUUGUACGGACGACAGAUUUCUACCCUACUAGGGUUUUCUCCUUUGGAUUAAAUUUAUUCGCUCCGUUUAUAUAUAUAUAUAUAAUUUUUUUUUGUUUUCGCUGCUGAUUGCGCGGGUUUGAGUCGACGCUCGUCUCCAUUUGGCACCAGACGCAUCUGUCACCACCUGCAACCGAGUGCCUAAAGCUGUCAAAGUCAUGCCGGCCGGGUUUCAGCAGCUCGGAGGGGAGACGGUGACAGGAACCCUCGCUCUAUCAGUCUUCACUGCUGUCCUGGGAUCGCUGACGUUCGGCUACAACAUCGGCGUCAUCAAUGCACCACAGAAGAUCAUUGAGGGGGACUACAACGCGACGUGGAUUCAUCGGUACGGAAAACCAAUCCCCUCAGGGACUCUCACCUCCCUCUGGUCGCUGUCUGUGGCCAUCUUCUCCAUCGGGGGCAUGCUCUCCUCCUUCUGCGUGGGCUUCAUCUCAGAGUGGCUGGGCAGGAGGAAAGCGAUGCUCGCCAACAAUUUGUUCGCCUUCGCUGCUGGGAGUCUGAUGGGAAUGUCUAAGGUCUGUCGCUCCUUUGAAAUGAUGAUUCUGGGACGCUUCAUCAUUGGGGCCUACUGUGGACUUGCAUCUGGUUUGACGCCCAUGUAUGUGGGGGAGAUAGCUCCUACCAGUCUUCGAGGUGCACUCGGCACGUUGCACCAACUGGCCAUAGUCACUGGGAUUCUUAUAGCUCAGAUUCUGGGUCUGGAGACGUUGCUGGGCAGUGAGGACCUUUGGCCCGUUCUGCUGGGUUUGACCGUGGUACCGACUGUGCUGCAGAUGGGUCUGCUGCCCUUCUGCCCCGAGAGCCCCCGAUUCCUCUACAUCAUUCGGAGUCAGGAGCACCACGCCAAGAGUGGCUUGAGGAGGUUGACGGGCCGGCAGGAGGUGGGUGACAUGCUGGCAGAGAUGAAGGAGGAGAAGAGGAGGAUGGACAUGGAGAGGAAGGUCUCCAUCCUAGAGCUCUUCCGCUCCCCUCUUUACCGCCAGCCCAUCGUCAUCUCCAUCCUGCUGCAGCUCUCCCAGCAGCUCUCUGGAGUCAAUGCAAUUUUCUACUACUCCACCAGUAUCUUCAUGAAGGCAGGAGUCCAGAGUCCGGUCUACGCCACUAUAGGGGCCGGAGUUGUGAACUGUGCCUUCACCGUGGUCUCGCUGUUCCUUGUGGAGCGGAUGGGUCGGCGGACACUUCACAUGUUGGGUUUGGCAGGAAUGUGCGUUUCUGCCAUUAUCAUGACUAUAGCUCUGGCUUUACUGGACAGCAUUCCUUGGAUGAGCUACAUUAGCAUGCUAGCUAUCUUUGGCUUUGUGGCCUUCUUCGAGGUGGGUCCAGGUCCCAUUCCUUGGUUCUUUGUCGCUGAGCUGUUCUCUCAAGGCCCGAGGCCAGCUGCCAUGGCUGUGGCGGGCUUCUCCAACUGGACCGCCAACUUCAUCAUCGGCAUGGGCUUCCAAUACGUUGCGGAUCUCUGUGGGCCAUACGUGUUCCUGAUAUUCGCAGUGCUGCUCCUCUUUUUCCUCAUCUUCACCUUCUUUCGGGUGCCAGAGACCCGGGGAAAGACAUUCGACCAGAUCGCAGCCAACUUUAAUCAGCACUCGGCGGGUGGCAUGAUGGAUAUGGACAUGGAGCUGAACAAGCCCAGCACGGAGCUGGACUACCUGGGGGACGAGAGCAUCAACUGAAGAGUCCAAACAAACAAACAAACAAAAACAAAAAAACAAGCUGAGUACAAUUUGAGAUGACGUUUGUGUACGGACCCCACUCCAAAAUUUUAUUUUCUGAGAUAUUUUGAGAUCUGUAGUCCUAUUGAUAUAGUUUGUGGUGCCAAAGCAAUGUCAAGAUGAGUGUGUGACAGUAUGGACGUUUUUGGAGCCGUCGUUUGCUGGUACCACAGCAGUUUGCUAACUCACGGUUCUGAUCGUUGCUCUGACAGCUCAAAGCCUUUGAGUUAAGAGACUGACUGAUGAAGAAAAAAAAACAGAGGCAUUGACUGCCGGUGUGAGAUGAUUUCAUUCAGUGCUGAUGAACUCAGUCGCAGCAUUGAAAGAUGGGGAAAUUUUGGAAUUCCUGCACUUUAUAAAGAAAGACUUCGGCGAACGGAGGUACAGGUACUGUAGGACGGUGGUAUCUAACUUUGGUUCUGAAAGACCAAAUCAGAUGUAAACGGUUGAGCCACUUUCUGAACAUCAUGUUCUGCAAAUGCUUGGUAAUGGACAAUUAAUUUGCUUUGCGCUGUGUUCAACCUAGUGAACAUCUAAGACCUGUAGGACAUUUGGGUCUUGGGGACUAAAAACAGACAUCACUGUCGUAGGAAGUUGACGUAACUUGAUAGUUUUCACUUAAGAUGGGGACAAGUUAGAGUAAGGCUGAUUUGGGUUCUUUGUGCAGAUUUUGGAAAUACUAGUUUGCUUUACCAUUCGAUUUUAAAGGAGCAGCAUUAUGUAUUUUCUUGCUCCUCGUUUUAGACCUUAAUCAAAUAAUCUUUCUCCCAGUUGUUGUAAAAAUGCUAGAUAUCAAAAAUAACUUAAAGGAAAUUCGUCUACAAAAUUUAAUGCAUUGAAAUUGGGUCUCUGUCUCUUUAAGAAUCUCCCUCUCCAUAACAACAUUCCUCUUUCAAGCCUUUGAGAACAUUUUUACCAGCUUUUCACUGACGGGUCGUUUGUAUGAUGAGUUCAGGAGAUGCCACAGCUCCACUGGGUGUUUGCUACCUGCUGCUGCCACUAGUCUGAAGGAGCUGAGUGGGGAAAAGAGCUCUAUGAGGUGGAAGCUUGGCUAUUACCAAGCAGGAAGAAGCUGCUUGGAAAUAGGCGCCGGUUUGUCAGAUGGUUGCUACUGGAGAUUCAAAGAUUUCUCAUGAAAGAUUUAAAGAAGCACACUGCGCAUGCUUUUGAAGAGAGUAACAUGAUAUAAAAUCUAAAAAAUAAGUCCCAAAAUUUAGCGCAAGACUGCCUUUUUAAAUUGGCAAAUGCGCUAAAAAUCGAGCAACAAAGAGAGUUCCCACGUUUAUUAGCCUUUUCCCCAUAUUGUUAUUAAAAAUGCUUUGAUAAAAGUUAAAACCUUAACUUUUAUUACAAAUUUGGGAAGUUUAACUUUUAUUCAGCUGAUGCUUGAACAGCAGCUGAGCCGUGUUUGUAGGGAGACAUUGUGAUACUGUCGAUAAUACAAUUACACAGGAUAAACUGUUUGCUGACGUUUUUCUUCAUAGCAUCCUGCUGAUGAAGCUUGGAUCAAUGAGCUACACAGAUUAAAAACUGCCCAUCAAUUUUAUUGGCAUGCAGACCUCAAAUCAGAGUAGCUAUUGCAUCAAAGCCACGUUGAUUAGAUUUGCUGCACAGCUCUACGCUGUUCCUCAAAACGUUGCUGAAACCGACUUCCCGUCUGAGCAAAGCAGAGAUGAAUCUGAGCACGCUCUAGAAAAAUCUCUCGGCUUUGUGAACAAGCUUAAAGAUUGAAUUUUUGUAUCUACAUGAAAAUCCCCAUGAAUAGAUCUACAGCUUUUGGCCUUUCAGCCUCCAGCUUCUUAGAGACCAAACUAGUAAAAUGGCCCUUUGAGUCCGUUGAGCUACCAAGUGAAAAACCAAAAUCCUGAUGGGUUUAAGGGUUAAAAUUACCCCAAUUUAGACAUAAAAAGUCAGAGUAAACCCUUUAGAAAAUGGAAUAAGUUUAGAAAUUAAACAUUUCACACAUUUUCCUCACUGCAGGAGUCCUGCAUCAGUCAGUUCUUUACACAUGUUCCCUUCUUAAGUUUUAAUGUUUUUCAGAUUUCAGAAAACAUUUUUUGGUACUUCUUGUGUACAUAGUGUUUUUGUCAUGGUAUGUGGGUCUAAAGUUUCUACUCUGUAUGCACUCCAGCUGCUGUAUGAGUUCUGUGGAUGCUCAGUGAGGUUAGAGAUCAGGAUUUAUUUUGUAGUUUAUGUACAGACUUUGCAUCCAUGUGUGUGCUCUGUUAUGUAGUGCUCAUUUCUGAAUAUUUGUAUCGAGAUUUUUUUUUUCUCAGUGGACUUGUAAUUUUAUGCUGUGGUUAUA